Molecule: messenger RNA, 2305 nt
Organism: Phasianus colchicus (ring-necked pheasant)
Lineage: Eukaryota; Metazoa; Chordata; Aves; Galliformes; Phasianidae
Source: RefSeq, a predicted model, not a curated record
AGGGUUCGGUCCGGCCUCGUAGGUGAGCGCUGAGGGAGGUGAGUGUGUGACAAAGCGCCGUGGUUGGGGCUCUGCAGUGCUUCAGAGCUGCAGCGUUCAGAGGAUCCCACAACUGCGGCGUUGGGGCUCCUGGAGGACCUCCGGUCCAACCCCCCCUUCCCCCUCAAAGCAGUUCCCUGCAGCAGGAUUGUGUCCAGACGGGGUUGGAUCUCUUCAAUUCCUUUGUGCCGGGGUUCUGCCGUUUUCCUCACAGCACAAAUGUUUGUACGUUCAGACAGAACUCCCCGGGCUCCAGGCUGUGCCCACCGCCCCUUAUCCCGGUGCUGAACAGAGCCCAGCACUCCUCCUGACCUCUGCCCUUCAGAUCAGCGCUGAUCAGACCCCUCUCAGCCAGCUCUUCUCCAGGGCACGCUGCUGGUUCGUGGUCAGUCUGCUGGCCACCAGCACCCACGGCUCCUCCUCAGAGCUCCUUUCAAGCAUCUCAGUCCCCAGCCUACGCUGAUGCAUUCGUGAUAGUAAGCCAAAAAUCUCCUGGUUCCCAACCUCAAGCAUUGCAUGUUCCAGCUGAACACUUAAAUUCACAGCUCUUCCCAAAGCAGACUUAAAAAGCAAGAUGUGAUUUUAGAGCUGCCAAAGGCUACGCUGCCCAGUGGGAGAUGGGGGUGAGGUUUGUGCUUGGCCUCCUGGUGGCUCUGUGUGCAGUGUUGCAGUGCUUCGCUUUUGAAUUCUUUCUUAAUUUAAAAACAGGCCCUCUUAGAGCUUCCAGCAGUUUCAUAGAGUUGCAGUUGAAGGAAAUAGAAGAAUGUUGCAUCGUGGCCUCAAUGCAGUUGGAAUUGCUGUUGCCCUGCAUGGCCCAGGACCUGCCUGCACAGCUGUUCUGCUCUCAGACCUGGAUCCACAUGGGCACGCUGCUGUGUCUGUACGAGGUGCUGCUGGGCUUGUGGCAGCUCCGUGCUCCCAUGUGUGAAGAUGUCUCUGGUGGAGCUGGGGAAGCAGCUGCUGGAAGCGGCGCGCAAAGGCGAAGAUGACGAAGUGCGGACGCUGAUGGCCAGCGGUGCUCCCUUCACCACGGACUGGCUCGGGACGUCCCCGCUCCACCUGGCGGCCCAGCACGGCCAUUACUCCACGGCCGAGGUGCUGCUCCGCGCCGGCGUCAGCAGAGACGCGCGGACCAAAGUGGACCGGACCCCCCUGCACAUGGCUGCGGCUGACGGACACGCCCACGUUGUAGACUUGUUAAUUAGGAACGGGGCUGAUGUGAAUGCCAAGGACAUGCUGAAAAUGACUGCUUUGCACUGGGCAGCAGAACACAACCACAGGGACGUGGUGGAGCUGCUCAUCAAAUAUGGAGCUGAUGUCCACGCCUUCAGCAAGUUUGAUAAAUCACCCUUUGACAUUGCUUUGGACAAGAACAAUCCUGAGACCCUGGUGAUCCUGCAGGAAGCAAUGCAGCAGCAGGUGGAUGCACAGCCUGAGAAAGCAGAUCCCGUCAGCAGCACCCUGACUGUCAGCUCACCAUUUGUUCUUACAGCUGGGGAUGUCCUCAGCCUCGCUGGUCUCAUCUGUGCAGCAAACACCAAAGGCGACGCAGAAGAGCUGCUGGCAGCAGAUCCUGUCCAUGCUGUGGGCAGCAGAGGGCAGCGUGUCGUCACCAUCGUCACCAACAGCAUCGCCCUGGGCAGCCUGCAGCCAGCCGGCCUCGGCCAGCCCUGCGUCAUCACCGUGCAGGAUGGGCAGGCAGCUGUAGCUGUACCUGCUGGUCAGGUUGCAGAGGAGACUGCAAUUGGGGACGGGGGUGAUGCAGAAGGAGGAGAAAAGCCACCAGCCAAGAGGCUGAAAGCAGAACAAAACAGGAACAACACAGAGGAAAAUGAGGGCAGCACUGAAGGGGAAGCACCGCAGCAGCAGCCCUGCGCAGCACAGGGGGAGCAGGACAGCAUCAGCAAGGUGUGCACAGGUGUGAGCUCAAAGGACAGCGAGGGAACCGCGUUGGAAACGGAGCAGGUGGCCGACAGCUCUGCGGGGUCUGUCACCUCCUAAUGGUGGGCUGUGGGAGUGGGGCUGGAGCAGAAAUACAGCAUUGCUGGGGCAGGAGCAGCCAGCGUGGGCUGAGACACCAAGGAGAGCUGGGGAUGUGGGGGCUGGGCUGGACCCCCUCUGUGCCAUGGGACCCCUCUGUGCCACAGCGUGCCGUGCACACACUGCAAGAGCCAGGCCAGCUCUGCAGACACACCUGUCACAUUUUUACCGAGCAGUUCUUUUCUAAAAAAAUGCCAAAACCUUUUCUAACAACAGUUGUUUUUCA